AACCCAAGUGCAGUUUAUUUAACAUAAAUCCAAACAUGAACAAAAUAUAAAACAAAGACGUGGCAUGACUUGGCAAAACAAAACAUGAACAUAACAGAAGCUUACCAACAGUGGUACAGGAAGCAAUGCAUGACAAAGACACAUGGCAAACACAAGAGUUUAAAUACACAAGGGCUAAUGACAUAACAAGACACACCUGAAAGCAAUGAUUAAACCAAUGAAAACAUGGGACACAUGACAAAGGAGCACAUGGCAGGAUCACACAAUACAAACAAGGGAAACACAUGGCAACAGGGACAUGAAACAUGACAAUGACUACUUACAAAAUAAGAGACAUGAAACUAUAAACAUGAAACAAAACCCAUCACCAUCUGUGAAAUAUUCCCCCCUCUAUGGGCGGCUCCAGACGCCCAAACAUGAAACAAAACCCAACACCAUCUGUGACAGUAGUCAAGCAAAAGGCUAAUCAUAUCAUAUUACCGUUAUGUGUCCGACGUUGUAAAAAGCGAUACCAUUGUGCGGCGUUUACCUCAGUAAGUUGACCGAGUGGAUCUCUGAGCUCAUGUGCCUGAGCGGAGGAGGGGCUAAUUAGCAUAUUCAUGGGUCCACGUAUAUUAAAUGAAGCAAAGGUGUAGAGUUACAUUCAAGCUAUUUUAAGGCAUGAAGAAAAUUUUUCACAGGAAAAAACGUUUAAAUAUGUCAUUUUGGUGAUCAAAGAUGAGUUUUAAGGGAUAAAAUUAUUGACUACAGGGGGACUUUAAUAAAAAAUAAUAAUAAUAAUAAUAAUAAUAAUGACAAAAACACAGCAAAAAAAGAACAAAUGAAAACAGAACAUGUAUUUAAAAAAUUAACAAAAACGAAAAUAACACUAAAACACAGCUUGCUUAUAAUCUGCUGUGAAAUUAAAUGCAAUUACACAAGAAUCACAAUUGUGGGAAGCGUUGUAUCAUGCACCUAACACUCCAGUUUUUACAAAUAGUGUCUUUAUAUAUAUAUAUAUAUAUGCACUCGCUUAGGACAUAUAUAUUUGGAAUUCUCAUGCAGCCAAUAGAAAACAUUACGGCAACACCAAGUAACACAAGUUCUGUCAAUUUAUAAAAAUAGUUUAGUCUAUUAUAUAUCAAUCAUUUUUUAGUAUUCACUGAAAUAUAUUUAUAAUUAUGUCUCUUGAUUCCAGUUGCCGUCUUAGACGGAUUACAUUUACUGCACUGCAUUUUUGGAUUUUGGUGAAGGACGUUUCCUUAAAAUUUGUCCAAAAUGAGACUUGGAAGGCAAUCGGAACAGCCUUCGUGUGAUGUCUAGGUUGACAGCUCACUUGUUUUUGGAACAGAGCUUUAUAGUGAGUGGGUGGACAGUUAAUCACAGCUGCUAUCAGCAUCUGUGUGGCUCAGGUACACAACCACUGCUUUUCUCUGACAGUGAUGAACAUUUCAGAAUGACUGCCUUCUCAUGCAUCAUUUCACUGAGUGAUUCUUCUACCUGUACCUGUUUACUAAGGAUAGCAUCACUAUACCUAUUACUAUACUUAUAUGUUUUGAUAUUAAAUAGGCCAAAAAAAAUCCAGUAGACGUAAAAUGAAGGAGGGACUUUAUAAAUCUAAAUCUAGAGACCAAAAUAUCACACUUUUUAAAAUUGGGACAGUAAGCAAAUACCCAGAACACACUAGCAAUUGCACAGCAGUGUAUUAACCUCUCCAAAACAUCGUAGCAACAGCAUAGCAAGAGAGUUUUGCAUGGGUAAACUCCAAUCACAUUUACUUUGGAAAAAAUAAAAAACUAGUUUGAGUUAUAAAUGGGUUAUGCAAAAGACGCAUAUUAGCAUUUUGUUCCAGGAAUACUCUGAGUCAAAAGUUUACAUUUAAAUGAUUUAACAGACAUCAAUUAUUUAUGAUUUUAGAAUUCCUUCCUUGAAAUAUUGAUCCAAAAGGCAACAUUCAAUACAAUAAAUCUUUGUAGGCAGAUUUAGAAAUGGUCACAUCAAAUACAGAGUGACACCUCGCAGCUGGUAGUGAGAUUGAUUUCUAAAUGUAGAAAUGGUUUUGGUUUGCUCGCUGGGGUUUUGUAAGGCACUAGUCUUUGUAAAGCUGAUUUGCGCUGUGGAAAUCACCAAACACAUAACUGUGAAUUUUGUUGGACGUCUGUACUUUACACCCUAAUUACGACUAAUUAGAAAUUUAUUUAGUUGGAUCCUGUCUGAAACAGAUGGAAACAGAUGGUUUGAAAUGCAGAACUACAGUAUAUAUAUAUAUAUAUAUAUAUAUAUAUAUAUAUACUUACUGUAGACUUACUGUAGAGGAAAACAUCAGUGAACAAAACAUUUUUUUCACAGUCUUAUGGACAAGUUCUGAUACUUUGGUGUUUUUUGAGUUUGGCAGUAUUACAUCAGCAUCUAUUUUAUGGACGGGAGCAGGACACUCUACAGAAUUUGUCUUUUAUGUUCCUUUUUAUGACAAGAAACAGAAAAACUCAGACAGGAGGGGGAGUUUUCACCUUUGCUUGAGGGUCAAAGACGAAAAAGGAUUUUCAAGCAUCAAAACAAUAAGUCUAAUACAGCUUUGAAGUGUUGUUGUUUUUCAGUACAUCAGAAUGGGUCCUGCUUAAUUUGUUUGUUCUUUUCUGAGCAAAAAUUAAAUAUCAUACAUCACCAAUGAUUUACAGAAGACGCACACUAAAAUGUCAUUCAGUGUAACAAUCUUGUCAGGAAUAUUUACAACAAAAAAUCUAUUUAUGCCAUAUUAAAGACUAAUUACUUUUACCCCAGAUCCUAAUUACUUGUAAUUUUACAUUUUUAAACUUUGCCUCUAUUGUAGGUUUUGCCCAUUUGUCAGCAACAAUUUUUUACUCAUUUAAAAUGCAGUAUGCUCACUUAUUCUUUUAGAUAUUUUAAUACGUACAGGUCAGAAUAAGUAUGUUGUUUCAAGUGUUACACUGAAUGACAACGGAACAUUAUUUCACCCACAUUUUGACAUUUUAUUCUCCCAAAACUUAUUUUGAAACCUUAAAAGUAGACGUUUAUUUGCAUUUAAUGUGCUCUCUAUGUAUAUAAAAUCACUUUUGUAAAUUUCUAUUGAUGCGGACAUCUAAAUGUCUUUGACCCUUGAACUUAUGGGUGACUCUAACAAAAACAUGUCUGGGUUAUUUUCGUUCCAUAACACGGUAACAACAGUUCAUGAACCUCGUGGAGCUUUGGGUACCCGCCCUUCUCAUGUCUAUUUUAACUUAAUAGACGAUGGAGGCUAUUUUAACCAGAAAUCGCGUCAGCAGCUGAUUCACCCUUCAUUGAGGUGAUGUUCCAUUGCUGGCCAAUAGCCACGUCUACAUCCACGAGCUCAGAGCACAGCAAAGUUUGUGCGUAAAGGAGGAGGCGCGGCGCCAUGACUCACUCACUGUCACCUCCUCUGAGAAAUACCGAUGUCCCGAGGACCCUUCCGCUCAAAUGUGCGUGUGGAAACACAGAACUGCACUUGACUCGCUGAACUUGAGCUCUGCUGCUGUUUCCACAGCGAUGACUGGAGAGAGUGAAGCGCUGAACCGGAGACGCGCUGCACGUCCAUCUACCCAAACACCUCCGGAUCGAGUUCUCGCGUUCGCCGACACGCUGCUGAGGGUUCAUCAGUGUUCAAACCAAACCAGCAUGGCUGCUUUACGACCAAAUCUAUUCUGAUUGAAGCUGUUCACCUAAAAAUUGCAGCAAGAACUGCUCUUCAGUCAAAAAUAUCUCCUCAGCACAUGCCCAAGUGCUUUUAGCUUCGACCUUGUUAUCCGCCAGUGACAUCAGCCAACGCCGUGCAGACUUUCAGCGUGAAUCUACGAGUGACCGUCAGCACCAUGUGGACCGUUUCCAACCAUGGCAGACGUGCGCAAAAAGAUGAGAAGCCUUUCACCUUCACAACGUCUGUUAAAACAUUUACAGUGCUUUAUGAAUGUGCAAAGCAAAUUGGAGGUUUGCAGAGCGUUUUGACACCUUCACACAUCGAUGCAUUGAUGCACAUCUAAAACAGAUCACUCAUGCAUCAAACCUCAUGCUUGGAAAUUACAGACAAACCUCUUUUGUAUCUUAAUAGAUCACAUAAAUUGCAACAACGCCGUUUGUGCCAUUCUCGUUGUUCUCUAAGAUGUUGCAGCUGCACAUGGUUAUGAAUAUGUCAAAACAUCCUUCGAAUUUAUGACUUUAUGACAAAAGAACCUGACAUUCUCCUCAGCAUAAUAUGUUUAGUUCCCCAUGUUUGUUUCUUCACCCACAGCGAAUUUCCACGAACAUGCAUCAUUAAAAGCUCAUCUAGGACAUUGAGAAAUGAGGCUUAAAUUUCAUCCCGUUCCCUCAGAGAUCUAUUGGAAAUGCCCUGAUUUUCUUGUACCACGGCCAAUGCAGUAGAAUCGUUUUCAACUUUUCAUUGGAUACAAUCCGAUAUUAAGGUGCAAAACUGAACUGGAUACCACCUGGCUCACAAUCAGACCAUUAUUAAAUGCCUGGACAUCUUGAACAGAUGGUUCCCUUCAAAGACAACAUGACCCCGGAGUCAUUCUCCGAGAACUGUAGCAACUGCAGCCAAGUUCUCGCCCCGGAGCUGAACGUCAUGAAAGCCGUCGUUCUGGGAAUGGUGUUGGCGAUCUUCAUCGUUUUUGGCGUUUUGGGCAACAUCUUGGUUAUCCUCUCGGUGGCUUGCCACCGUAAUCUACGCACGGUUACGCAUUACUUCAUCGUGAACUUAGCGGUUGCGGACCUUCUGCUGAGCUCCACGGUUCUUCCCUUCUCCACGGUCUUUGAGAUGCUGGGUCGUUGGAUCUUCGGACGGCCUUUUUGUGAUGUUUGGGCGGCCAUGGAUGUCCUGUGCUGCACGGCGUCCAUCAUGAGCUUGUGCGUGAUCUCGGUGGACCGCUAUAUUGGCGUUAGCUAUCCUUUGCAGUACCCGUCCAUCAUGACGGAGAGACGAGCAUUGCUUGCAUUAAUAGUUCUGUGGGCUCUAUCAAUCACCAUCUCCAUCGGACCUCUUUUUGGCUGGAAGGAACCGGCGCCAGAUGACGAAUCCAUAUGCAAGAUAACCGAGGAACCCGGCUACGCCAUCUUCUCUGCGUUGGGGUCCUUCUACCUCCCAUUGGUGGUGAUUCUGUCAAUGUAUUGCCGCGUGUACGUGGUCGCAAAGAGGGAGACUCGAGGACUGAUUAGUGGACAGAAAACGGAAAAGUCCGAUCAUGCAGCGGAGGCCGUCACCUUGCGGAUACACCGCGGGAACGCGACGGUGUCCGAGGACGAGGCCUUGCGCAACCGGACACACUUCACACUGCGUCUGCUCAAGUUCUCACGGGAAAAAAAGGCAGCUAAGACCCUGGGCAUCGUGGUUGGAUGCUUUGUCCUUUGUUGGCUUCCGUUUUUCCUGGUUCUUCCAAUCAGUUCCAUCUUCCCGACGUACAGACCCUCGGACACAGUCUUCAAGAUAACGUUUUGGCUGGGCUAUUUCAACAGCUGCAUCAACCCCAUCAUCUACCCCUGCUCCAGUCAGGAGUUUAAGAAAGCCUUCCUGAGCGUGUUGGGCGCGCGCUGCCUCCGCAAGAGAUCCACGCCGUCCCACCCGCUGUACCAGAGUCACAGUCCGCGGCACGGCCAGUCUCAGAUCCUCGGCCUGACGAGCCUUGACAAUCCAUCCCGUCUGAGCCCGUCCUCUUCCAUAGUGCUGUCCCGCAGCCCUUCCUCCAGGGACGGCCGGGACUGGCAGGCCCCUUCCCGGACUUCGUCGGUGGGGACGACCGGGGUCAGCACCGGGGUGAGCGUGGGAGCAAAAGUGGCGGGAAUGUGUGGUAAGAACCUGGUGAGGACGUGCUGCUGCGUGAAAACGGAUUCGCCGCAGCCUGAGCCGCCUGCGCACAACUCGCUUCCCAUCAUCAAAAUCCAUCAGCUCUCGCUGUGUGAGGAUGGGGAUGCGGUGUGAAUGAGCAGCACGCUGGGGAAAUCACUCUAAGGAGACUCACACUGGCUGUGAUGCCACUUUGCCACUUGAGUCUCAGACUCGAGAACACAAACUGAUGAACAAAAGCCAGACGCUUUGAACUGAAACGAUCUGCGCUGGGAACAUUGAAAGCUGCUGCAAAGCUGUUGAUGCUUAUUAAAGGGACAGUUUACCAGUGAAUGAACACUGUCUUUAUUUACUCACCCACAUGUUGUUCUAAACCUGUCGAAUGACAGUCGAUGAGUUGAAACACAUGAGAUUUUACAGCUUCAAUGGAGGUAAAUGCACAAUGACUUAACCCUGUAAAGCCGGAAUUAUGAAGUAAUAGUCCGAAAAAUCAAUUUUUUUUUAAAAUGGAACAGUUUAUUGAGCAAAAUCUAAAAAAAAAAAAGUUUGCAUAUGUGUUUAUGUUUUGUAUCAUAUUUGAUACAUCAGGCUUUUAUGGUUCAUACUGAGAAUAUUGAGCUCAUAAUUGACCUUAAUUUUAUUCAGAGGCCCAAACUGAGCAAAAAUAUGCAAUUUGGUGCAGAUGAUGAUAUUUCUAUGAACAAAAAGUAAGAUGAAAUUCUGACGCGCAAUGCAACGCCAGGUGCAACACAAGUGUUUUUUGCUAGUUUCAGCCCGACGCAGUUAUCAAUUUCACGUCCAGCGGCACGUCGUUUAAAUCGCAAAUGCAUUUGCGCCCAUCUGUUCGCCCAUGGGUGUGUUGGUCUGAAAACGAGGUGUGUUCAGGUGCAUUGUUGGCGUGUUGCUAUUUUGAGGCAACUGAAAACCACUUCUUUUUUUUUAUGUUAUUUAAAAGGGAGCAUUAGUAAUAUGCACCUAUAUGCGGGUGCACAACGUGAGUACACUCUGCUUGUUACACACACAGGGACGCACAGCAGCACACAAAAAUUAUUAAAUAAAAGGAUUACAAUGUAAAAGAUUAUUAUUGUGUACAUAAAAAUGGCUACACGUCAUAAUGGAUAGUCAUUGCAUGUAUCAGAAUUACCUAUUUGCAGUAAUGACGAAUGAAAUUGGCUAAUUAUUUGAUCAACUGUGUCAAUACACACAUGUAUUUAAACUGACUCGUCAGGUUGAGCGUGUCUAUAUUCCACCAUGUAAAUAGCGAAUUAAAGGGAAUGGGAGAUGAGACUCUGAUUGGUUUAUUGCACAUUACGCUCAAAACACACCCAUGAUCCAUUAAGAGACUAGGUACAACUAUUUUGGACCACGCGUCUGUUGCGCCGACCAUUUUUUCCGUCGUUAUACUAGCAAAAGUGGAUUUGGCACCUGCGCCAUGCACUUAGAUCGUUAAAAUAGGGCCCCUAUAUCUGCCAAUAAUGUCCUAAUAAGAUGACAUUUUAAAUGCUUAGUUUUAUGAUUAAAGCUUUGUAGUUUUAAAACAUAUAAUGCAAUGCAAUACAAUGAUGAUUGAGAGAUAAACAAACUUUCCUUAAAAGCCUGAUGAUCAUUUUUGAUACUCACAUUUGAACAUGAUUUUUCUAAUAUAUGGAUAAUCAAGUUAUCCUAAGUUGCUUCAGCCCAGUAAGAAAACAGUACUAACAAUAUUAAAGUUAUUUUUGCAUUUACUUUAUAAAAAAUCAGUAAAGAUUUCACAGCAAAAAUACAUGUGAACCACGAGCUGAAGGUGGAUGAUUUAUACUAAAAGGCCUUUUUCUUGCUAAAAAAACUAUGAACUAUCAAUCAGACAGCAGAAGCCUGUAUAGAUUGUGUGCAACAAGUUUUUCAGCAAAGUUUUGAUCAUGUUGAUAAUUAAGAGACCUUAGAAAUCCUUUCAUAUCAAAUAUGAUACAGUAGCCUUUACAGGGUUAAACUCAGUCUGUUCCUCACACAAAGCUGUCAUGUUCUUCAGAAGAAGAUGUUGAAUAUAUAACGCACAAGUCUUAUGGACUAUUCUAUGCUGCUUUUAUUGUAUUUUUGUGUGUGUUUUUUUUUAGACUGACAAAAAUGGGCACAUUGUUUUAUGUUUUUAGGUUUGGAAUGACAUGAGCAUGAACAAACACUGACAGAAAUGUCAUGUUUGAGUGAACUAUUCCUUUAAAAGGAGGCAGUGCACGUGUUUGUUUGCUUGGAAAUUAUGGUGGACAUCAUUCUGCAUGGAUCUGUGAUGAUAAAUACCAGCAAUUUUAUUAUUAAUAUUAUUGUUAUUGACUACAGUUAUUUUAAAAAUGUCUGAUAAGUGUUUCUAUACAGGGUUUGACAUUAACUUUUUUGCUCACCAGCCACUGUGCUUAUUGGUUACUAGCCACUCAGCAUUUUCACUGGCCACAAUUUUGACAUUGAUACCAUGUGGAUAAAUAAUAUUAUCUCAGAAUUUGGCAGCAGGUAAAUUAGGCUGCUGUCACUUUAAGACCUGACGCACAGAUCCAUUACACUGGUACACAUGCGUUUUCUGUUGCAACUGUUUAUAUUCACUUUAAACAUAACUGACUGUGUUUAUGUGAAUACUCGCCAAGACCGGCAUUUUGACAUUAUUUUGUGUGUAUUUGACUGUUUGUGCACAAUAAGCAGUGAAAAAGGACUCAAUUUAGUACUGAGAGCCCAUCUUAUUUGCACACACUUUGGGUGUGAGCACAAAAUCUGCGGGAAUGAGUAAAAUUAUGCGCAAUCCCAUGCUGAAAUUAAAACCCUGUAACACCAAUAAUAUUUAUUCUGAGCAAACGAAACGAGUGAGUGAGGGGAGGCGGGUUUGUGUGUCAACUCACUGUCGGAGAGAUGAGAGAGAGAAAGCACUGCUGGUAUUGUGUAUCUGUUCUGCAGAAAACGAGUACUGGAAGCGUUUCAGAUAUUUCAGUAUCAAUAUGUAUCGAAAAAUCUGUAUUUUUGUCAACACUACAUUAUUUCAGAUGGCUUAUUAAAAGACUACAAUUGAAAAAUGUGUAUUAUAUAUAAAAUUCAACCCGCCGAAGUGGCUAGUAGAAGUGACUGCGUUACACGCCACUGCUGAAAUCCACCCGCAUUUGGCGGUUGUUAAUGUCAAGCCCUGUUUCUAUAUACAAAAAAGAAAAGAGUAUUAUACUUUCUUGUUUGUUCAGUUUUCUGAAAUUGCACUACAGUUAAUGGCCAUGAGUUGUUUGCAUUGAGUAUAAUCAGACUUUCCAUUACAGAAAACCCAUGUCACCUGAUGAUUAAUAGUGAUGCACAGAAACCUUUGUGAACAAAGAAUUGAUCUUAUUGGUAUUCCUGCAUGGUCGCCUUAUUAUCUGUACACCCCUGCUACUGUAUGUCAAAAAUGAGCGUCAGAUACGGCUUUCCAUGUGUUUCACCCUGGGACCAACAAUCACUCUUCCCAUCAUUUGUGUUUCCAUUACUGUGAUCUGGGAAACGCACAAAUCUCCAUGUGAUAUUGAUACUUGACCUUGAUCAUAAUGAAUAUGUGAUGAUGACCUCAAAAUGACCAACUUGUGUUGCUUAAAUGCCUUAUAACAAGCGGCACUUCUGUUAUUGUGUUUGUUUCUCAAAUGAAAGAAAAUCGUGUGAUUCCAAUAUGGAUAAUAUCCAAUAAAACAUUCUGUAUCAUAA
This is a messenger RNA of Ctenopharyngodon idella (grass carp), 9469 nucleotides long. It is a transcript of the gene adra1aa, whose product is annotated as adrenoceptor alpha 1Aa. Gene Ontology annotation, biological process: cell-cell signaling; phospholipase C-activating G protein-coupled receptor signaling pathway; positive regulation of cytosolic calcium ion concentration. The coding region runs from base 4466 to 5926 and encodes 486 amino acids. Gene Ontology annotation, cellular component: membrane. The transcript has 3 exons. Lineage: Eukaryota; Metazoa; Chordata; Actinopteri; Cypriniformes; Xenocyprididae. Gene Ontology annotation, molecular function: alpha1-adrenergic receptor activity. The record is from RefSeq and is a predicted model, not a curated record.